Messenger RNA from Clonostachys solani, 2892 nucleotides. The record is from the annotation of a GenBank genome assembly. Lineage: Eukaryota; Fungi; Ascomycota; Sordariomycetes; Hypocreales; Bionectriaceae.
AUGAACGGCGUUAUCGAGGCACUGUACCUCUAUGACGAUCAUAGAAAUGUCCUCCUCUCACAUACCUACACGGGGCGGCCACUCUCCGCCAACUCGAUACUGUCUCUCUACCUAGAGCAGCCGGCCCCCCAACCGAAUCUGAUAUACCUCCCUAACACCAACCCGCCUACGCUUCUCUUUAGCUUGACGCAUGCGAACCUACUCUGUCUUGUAACAGCAUCCUCCGAGAUCGAGCCCCUCCUGGUUCUGGAAUUCAUGCAUCGAGUGAUAGAUGCGCUGGAAGACUUCCUUGGUGCCCCCCUGCUCGCCGUCAACAUCGAGAACAGCUACGAUGUGGUGGCUCAGAUUCUUUCUGAAGUCUGCGAUGCAGGCAUGAUUAAUACGACGGAGCCCAAUGCGCUCCGGGAACUGGUCGAAAUCGAAGGGUGGAUGGGCAAGCUGCUUGGAAGCAUCAAUCUUCCCGGGUAUGGCUCGCUCUCUCCUUCCAAUAUGUGCGGCGUGAAGCAAAGAAAAUCACCCUCCCCUUCACCUUCGAGCGCGAUCGAGUCUCCAUUCUCCUCCAACAGUGCACCGGCAUUGCCGUGGAGGCGACCAAAUGUGCGCCACACGUCCAACGAGAUGUACGCUGACGUUGUCGAGACACUGUCGGUCACUCUCGCGCCCUCAGGCAGACCGAUUUCUGCUUUCGCAAACGGCACGAUUGCUUUCACCUCGAAAGUCUCUGGAGUGCCCGACAUCACUCUCACCCUGACCAGCCCUUCUGGGAAGCACAAUAUCGGCGGCAUCAUCGAACUCCCAGUAUUUCACCCUUGCGUGCGGCUGAACAGGUGGAGAGAACGGCCUGGCGAGCUGAGUUUCAUACCACCAGAUGGACGGUUUAUCCUAGCGGGCUACGAAGUGGAUUUGCUCCCGUUCACUGGCGGAAAGAGCGGAAACGUUUCCAAUAAUCUCAAGCUGCCGGUCAGCCUGGAGGUGAAAUCUGGACUUGGUGCUACAGGAGCCGAUUUUGAGAUCCGACUACAGGCUCACAAAGUAUUUGGAACAUCAACCUCGGGCAUAGGGAGUCAACUGGGAAGAGGAGGACCUGGACGACUGGGCGCUGGACUGGGCGCUGGACUGGGCGCUGGACCUCAAGCAGGAACGGCCGCCUCACCACUACUCGACGACCUCACAGUCACGGUACCAUUACCCGCAGGGGUGAGGAAUUUAUCAGAGGUUCGCCCCAGCAAAGGUGAUGCGAGCUUCAACCCAGGAGACAGGGUUCUGGAAUGGCACAUCCCCGCAAAGGAGAUGUCUGGCCCUACAUCCUACUUCGGGCUGCGAUGCACUGUGGUUGGCCCCCUUACUGAGGAGGAAGAUAAUGAAUCUGAUGCUGGCGGCCUCGGGUUCAGUACCGAUUUCCCCUACAACGAACCUUAUCAGAGUACAUCCUCAGCAAAGGCUGAGCCUGAGCCGAAGGUCGAUGACAAGGAGAAGGAUGCGAAGAAGGUCGCACAGAACAAGAUUCUGAUGCCGACAUCAGCCUCAGUGAGCUUCUCUGUCAAGGGCUGGCUGGCAAGCGGCCUUAAGGUGGAGAGCAUUGUGCUAGAUACUCGGAAAAGUAGGGGAUUGGGUGAAAGUGUCAAACCGUACAAGGGUGUCAAGUAUCUGACACGCCCCAAGACGGCCAUCUUCUUUCCAGGCCACGGCGUGCAGCGAGUGGGCAUGCUCAGCCCGUGGGUUGAGGCUUUCCCGUCGACGGCGUCCCAGAUUAUUCAAGAGAUAGACCACACCCUCGGGUACAAACUCACAGACAUCAUCCAGCAUGGGCCAUCCCGGACUUUGACUGAGACGACAAACUCACAGCCCGCCAUCAUGGCCACUUCCAUCCUUAUCCUGCGCAUCCUCGAACGGGAAUUCAACUUCAAGGUCGAGGAGCAGUUCGAUUUCACACUCGGCCAUUCCCUGGGAGAAUUCGCGGCGCUCAUCGCCGGAGGCUACAUCUCCUUCGAAGACAGCCUUUACCUGGUACACAUGCGCGCCAGAGCCAUGUCGGAAGCCACCCGGCGAGCAGUGAAGGAGUACGGCGGCGAAUACGGGAUGAUAGCAGUGAUAACCGAGCCGCCCUAUCUGAAGAGCCUGAUAAAGACGAUCCAGGGUUUCGUGGGACCUACCAGGGCCGGGGACGAGGCCUCGACCAGGGAAGACUUACCCCCAAUUCAGCAAGUAUCGAUUGCCAACAUCAACAGUCAGAACCAGAUCGUCCUCAGCGGCAAUAUCGAGCGGAUCCGGACCCUGAUUGCGCAUGUGCGGCAGUUCCUGGGCCACGACCCCCGGGCGGUGCGCCUGAACAGCGACAGCCCAUUUCACAGCCCCAUCAUGAAGCCGGCGGUCUCGGUCAUGCACAAUUUGCUGAGCCAGAAGAGCAGGACGCCGGGGAGGGAGGAUGAAGAUAUCAUUACCUUUCCUGGGCGGCUGCCUUGUAUUAGUAACGUCAAUGCGCGAGAGUUUCAGAGCAAGGAGCAGCUGAAGGACCUGCUCGCCCGCAGCUGCCUCGAGACCGUGCAGUGGUGGGAUAGCAUACGGUAUCUCGACCAGGAAGUGAAGAUUCGACGCUGGGUGGGGAUUGGGCCGGGCUAUGUCGGGCGCAACCUCGUCGGCAAGGAGGUCGGCAUGAGAGGAAAGGACAUGGUGAAGGGGGGCGGCGUGUGGGCCAUCACUGACCCUUCGGAGAUCGAGGAAGUUCUGAGAGGGCUGGAAGAGACGAAUAAUAUCAAAGACGAGGACGGGAGAGAGGCAGAGCGGAAGGAGCAGGAACAGGAGCGGGAACGAACGCGGAAGCUGAAGCUGAAGGCCGAGCACGAGAGACUGCGAGGUGGAUUUGAGCCUUGGGAUGGACGUGAUUCCAUUUAA